AUGCGUUUCUCCUCCGUCCUUGCAGCGGCCGCUGUCAUCUCUGCAGCAAUGCUGACCCCGGCUACAGCUUCACCUACCUCGAUGAGCACCCUCCCAGACACCAUCUCUGAGAAUGUCCGACGCGAACUCGCCGCUCUUCCUUCGGACGACUACACGCUCUUUGAGCGCAAUGCUGGACCUUCCCACAAGCUUAGCAAGAGGGCUGCACAGCUCAACGGCAUUCAGACCGGCUGCACUCGCCAGAACUGUCUCUCAAUCACGUUUGACGACGGCCCUUACCAAUGGGAAAACAAGCUGGUCGACAUGUUUGCCAACGCCGGCAACCAGAAGGCCACCUUUUUCGUCAACGGCUUCAACUGGCGAUGCAUCUACGACGAUGCGUCGGUAAAGCAGCUGCGAAACACGUACGAGAAGGGUCACCAGAUCUGCUCGCACACCUGGAGCCACCCGGACAUCAGCAAGAUGAACAACCAACAGCUGGAUCAGCAAGUCCAACUGGUCGAGGAUGCGUUGUGGAAGAUCCUUGGUGUCGUUCCCGCUUGCAUUCGCGCUCCUUACGGCAGCAUCCGAUCCGAUCAGGUCAAGUACCUCAACGAUCGAUGGGGACUCGUGGUCGUUGGAUGGAACUACGACACCAAGGAUGCCGACGGCGCUGGCACCCAGGCCGGCCUGAAGCUGUACAAGAACCUUCGUCAACCCGCCCAGGCCAUCGUUCUCAACCACGAGACCGUCCAGGGUACCAUCGACACGGUGAUGCCGCAAGCUGUCAACAUUGUCCGACAGAACGGCUACACCAGUCACACAGUCCAGCGCAACCUCGGCUUCAACCCCUACAAGGUCGUGGGUAAAUACCAGAAUCGCGACUCUUCGUGGACUUGCGAUGGUACGCCUGCACCUGGCGCCAACUAG
Pseudozyma hubeiensis SY62 is the source of this 909-nucleotide messenger RNA. RefSeq names its product chitin deacetylase. The transcript has a single exon. Gene Ontology annotation, biological process: carbohydrate metabolic process. Gene Ontology annotation, molecular function: hydrolase activity, acting on carbon-nitrogen (but not peptide) bonds. The record is from RefSeq and is a predicted model, not a curated record. Bases 1 to 909 code for a protein of 302 amino acids. Lineage: Eukaryota; Fungi; Basidiomycota; Ustilaginomycetes; Ustilaginales; Ustilaginaceae.